Messenger RNA from Synchiropus splendidus (mandarinfish), 2865 nucleotides. It is a transcript of the gene zup1, whose product is annotated as zinc finger containing ubiquitin peptidase 1. The record is from RefSeq and is a predicted model, not a curated record. Lineage: Eukaryota; Metazoa; Chordata; Actinopteri; Syngnathiformes; Callionymidae. The coding region runs from base 105 to 1703 and encodes 532 amino acids. The transcript is spliced from 9 exons.
CGUCGAUGGCGCCGCCAACUGGCUUGUACAACGCUGGAACGCCUGAUUGCUGAAAUAGAAACAACGUGCGUUCCCUAUUUGACAUUUGACCUGCGUCCGUUGCUAUGCUGACCUGUGAGAUUUGUGGAGAGGAGCUCCUGUUGGAGGAAGAUUUAAAGACUCACCUUCUCCUUAGUCAUGAGGAGAAUGACAUGGACUGCCCACUGUGUUCUUUGUCAGGGGUGUCCUAUGAUGAACUCUGCCACCACAUCAACUUUGCUCAUCCAGAGAAACCACAGAGAUUACCGGAAGAGACAUUCACACCCACAUCUGCAAGAACCAGCUCCGUGUCCAGAGACAAACCCUCAACCUCUCAGUUCAACUGCGACCCUUGCGGAGUCCAAGCGGAGCAAGUUCAACCACGAGAGAGAGCGUCAGUGGCUGACUCAUCCGUGGCAACUAGUGUUCCCUGGACUCAAACAGAAAGUUCUAAUCAUUUCAUGAAAGCUAGACACAGAAGUCCCAAGCAGAGACGGUUGUCCCUUCCUGGUGAUGGUGGCGAGAGCUUGACGUGCCCCAUAUGUGCCUCUGUUUGCAGCAACAGCUCCCUUCUGCAGGAACAUGUGGAGCUUCAUUUAGAAAGUGAAGACUUGUGUCCAAAUUCAGACUUAAAACUGGCCAGGAAGCUUCAACAGGAAGAGAAUCUUCGCCAUCGUGAGGACGAGGACCAGAAGGAGAAAGAGGAGUUCAAAAAGCUUCAGAAGCAGUUUGGUCUGGACGGCAGCGGGAGCUACCGGAAGCAAAUGGAGAGGACCAUGGAGCGUGAUGUAGCCAGAGGCCUCAUGGACCCCGCAGAGUAUCACUGUAGGAGGGCAGAGAUGCUGGAGAGCCUUGUGUCAGGCCUAGAUGAUGGCAAGACCAAAACUCAAGGAGUGAUAAGAUGUCUGCAUGACUACUACCGGACUGAGGGCAGAGACUGCGUGCAUGUGUGGCUAAGUGCAGACACAGACCACUACUGCUCAUCUGCAGGUGAUAAAGGCUGGGGCUGCGGCUACAGGAACUUCCAGAUGCUGCUUUCCUCGCUGUCUAGAAUAGACGCAUAUGUGGCUGUUGCUCAAGGUGGGUCGGUGCCAAGUAUCCCCCGGUUGCAGAGUAUGAUGGAGGAGGCAUGGAAAGAGGGUUUGGAUCCACAAGGUGCUUCACAUUUCAACCACCGCUUGCAGGGCACAAGAGCCUGGAUUGGGGCCACAGAGGUCUACGUUCUUCUGACAUCAUUGGGUAUAAGGGCUCGCAUUGUUGACUUCCACCAGCCCACGGGCCCAGGUGGGACACAUCCUCGACUGUUUGACUGGGUCAAGCAGUACUACUGUCAGACCACCAAGGGUAGUAACAGGCUUCCAUCAAGAAUCAAUUGCACCUCCCUGCCUCCUCUCUACCUCCAGCACCAAGGACAUAGUCGAUCCAUUGUCGGUUUGGAGCAGAGGAAGAACGGAAGCCUGUGUCUUCUGCUGUUUGACCCAGGUGCCUCUACAGCCGACACUCGGAAGUUGAUGAACGUCAGCACCGUCUCAACUGCUGUCCGCAAUCUCCGGAAGCUCCCCGGAAGCAUGAAGCAGAAACAGUACCAGGUGGUGUCUGUGGAGGGUGUUUUAACUGCUGAAGACAAACAGGUCAGUGACACGUCUCAGAAUCACAUUGGCUUACGUGACUCAUUACGUAAUUAGACCUGACGUUAGAUAAAAAGCUUGUUCGUGUUUCCCGCGUUGGUCCUAGGUGUCGCUGGCACAAAACUGUCCUGUCACGUUUGUUUUUAGUGUAAAAUCACAAAUUAAUUUGACUCGGUGGCAAGUGUCUGAUCAGUGCAAACAAAACAUUCUUCAGCAAAAUAUCAGACAAUUUUCGCCAAAGAAGAGAUUUAUGGCAGCAUAGAACCAAAGGUAAACAACAACAACUCUGUUGAAUGAAUAGCCCUCUUGCAACAUAAAAGGCAGCUUUCAAUAAACAUGACACACAUCAGACUACAUUGUGUGAUUGUAAAUUGAACCUCAUUGUUCAAGGGUCACCAACAUUAUGUCAGACAGGUGUGAAGCUUGGUCGUCAUAACUGGGUCAAACUCCGCCCCCAUCUUGUGAUGCAAGCACAGGUACCGACUCUGUGAACAAGCACACCUGAGCGCACAGAAGUGGAGGAGUAAUAGCUGGGAAAAUUUGAGCCAUUGGUUCUAGAGAAAGAAGUGCAAGUUAAUGUAAAUGAUGGGCUUCUUUUCAUUCGAACCAGGUUGUUGUGGAAGACUGACCCAUGGUUGGAUGUUGGAUAAAGUGCAACUUUAAGUUUCCUCUUUCCACCAAAGUCCUUCAACACCAUUACUUCUAUAGUUGUAUUGAUAAGCUGAGGUGAUCCGGGAGGUCUUGUUGAAUGUACCACACCCUGACCAGAGCAUGUUUUGAAUUUUUAAUCUUGACUGGUCCAGUUUGGCAGUUUUUCCUGUUCCUGAUCCUGUUUGCUUCUUUCUGCUUCAACAUUCCUCUUAAAUGUGUUGAUGGACUUCUACUGUAGAUCUGAUGCACAUAUUUGAGACAGUGAGAGGUUCACCUCUCCCGUCAACUUUUUUGUCCAAAGAACUGCACUGCUGACAAGGCAAGAACUUUGUUUGUUCUUUGUUCACUUUACUUAGAAUUGUGGAACCUGAUGAAGGCCAGUGUCACAUGGCAUACUCGUGAACCAAAGUCUUUGGUGAAAAUGCUAUCUUAAAUUUAGAUUCAGGCUGAGAGUGCACACCCUGAAAGGUUUCUCUGAUUCACUUUAGGUUGUCACUCAGUUUCAUAAGCUGCAGCACACUCAUCGCUGCGAAUAAGAAAUGUGUUUAAUGACUGUAGAAAAAAUGUU